AUGUUUCUAAAUUUAGUGAUUGUUAUAAAGAUUUUCAUAAUUAAUAUCCUUUUUAAAAAGGAGUUAAAAUGUGGACAUAUACAGGUACAAUUUCAUUUUCUGCUCCAGAAAUUUUUAAUGAAUGCUCCUAUGAUGAAACUAUUGAUAUAUGGAGUGCUGGUGUAAUUUUAUAUACAAUGCUUUCUGGAAAAGAACCAUUUUAUGGCGAAUAUAUACAAGAAAUAAUUAAUAAAAUUUGUGCAUGCCAAUAUGAUUUUCCGUCUGAUCCAUGGGAUAAUAUUUCGAAUGAAGCAAAAGAUCUUAUCUAGAAAUGCUUAAAUAAAAAUCCUGAAUCUAGAAUUAGACCAGAAUAAAUUUUAAAACAUUUUUGGUUUUUAAAUAAACAUAAUUAAGCAAAAGUGCUAUCUUUGUAAUUAUUGA
This is a messenger RNA of Ichthyophthirius multifiliis, 420 nucleotides long. RefSeq names its product protein kinase domain protein. NCBI's taxonomy places the organism in Eukaryota, Ciliophora, Oligohymenophorea, Hymenostomatida. The transcript is spliced from 3 exons. The record is from RefSeq and is a predicted model, not a curated record.